CAUCUGUUGCUGGAAUAUUUUCUCACAGCAACAGAAAUGAAGCUAGAACAGAAGAUUUUGGGGAUUGCCAAAUCAAAGGGUGUUAUAUCUUUGAAAGUUAAUAAAGUAGGGGCAGAUGUUACAGAGAAAAGGAGAGAUGCAGUCAUGGAGGGUUAAUAGCCAAAGAAAAGAGAGUUUUCCCCCAAAGGUACAGGUUAUUAUCUGGGGAUCUUUAAGCAAUUAAAAAAAUAGCAUUUUUCAUUUCUGAUUUUCCGUUGCGGAAAAAUGUUUCUGAAAAUAACCUUCAAAGGGUAGUGACAUGGAGGCCAUGAGACCAGCUGAGUUAUGGGAUUUAUAGACAUCUAAGGAGGGAUGUGAGUCUUUACUUCAUAGAGACAAUACCGUGAAAAGGAUUUUAAAAAACUUUGUAAAGUUUAGGAGACAUAUUUGUAGGAAUCAAAGAUUAGUUGGGAGAAGCUAGGGAGAGAAUGGGUGAGUGUGAGGGUUCUUUCCAGGGUUCUGUCUUGGUAGACAGAUAAUAUAAAACUUUCAUCUACAGAGAAGCAUGUCUGAUGUAGAACAGAUUGAAGAGGAAAAACUGGUCCUCUUCCUGCUUCCUCUUCGAAGGGGAUCCUUGAACCCUGAGGGGAGGGAUUGACAGAGCCAUCACAUUUGAGGAUUGAGAAGAAAUGCUGAGACUCAAGUAAAGCUCCCUCUUCUGCCCCACAUGUCCGCCAUGGGUGCUGGGAAGUCUAAACUAGAUAACUGCCUUCUUUCUUGGCACAAGAGACACAGUGAGGAUGCAGAUCCAGACGGCCAUGAAUCGGAGGAUUCUAAGGAUGUGUCCUUGCAUGGUUUUGUGGAACACAGCACUAGAACAGACCCGCCAGGAGAGCAGGAGGGAGCUGAGGCAAAAGGCGAGAUGCCUGAGGAGGAAGCUGAAGAAGAAGUCUUCCUCAAAUUUGUGAUCCUGCAUGCAGAGGACGACUUAGAUGAGGCCCUCAGGGUCCAGGAUCUGCUGCAAAAUGACUUUGGUAUCAGGCCGGGGAUCAUUUUUGCCGAGAUGCCGUGUGGCAGGCUGCAUUUGCAGAAUCUUGACGAUGCUGUAAAUGGGUCUGCGUGGACCAUCUUGUUACUGACUGAAAACUUCCUUCGAGACACCUGGUGUAACUUCCAGUUCUACACCUCCCUGAUGAACUCUGUGAACAGGCAGCACAAAUACAACUCCGUCAUACCCAUGCGGCCCCUGAACAGCCCCCUCCCUCGGGAAAGGACUCCCUUGGCGCUGCAGACCAUCAACGCCCUAGAGGAAGAAAGCCGAGGCUUUUCUACCCAAGUGGAGAGGAUUUUCCAGGAGUCCGUGUACGAGAGGCAGCGAACGAUAUGGAAGGAGACGCGGAAUGCGCUACGGGGACAGUCCGUUGCCUGAGACGAUGCAGACAACCGGCUGGCUCCUGUUUUGUAAACAAAAUGAUUCAUCUUCACUUGAGCAAGCAGUGUCUAGGCAAUGCUUCUCUCUGAGUGCGGCUGCUUUUAAGAAAUCUGUGGAGCACAGGAAAGCUACAUUUCUGCAGGCUAUGGUACUUUCUGAUGAUAAACUCCAGGUUGUCAGUUUCUAGCACUUUUUUUUUUAAUAGUUUCCAUAGUUUAUGAAUAUUCUUAACUCAUUUCUUACGUUACUGUGAACAGGCAUAUAUGACAGCCAUUUUUCAAACUACGGUAUUAAAAGUUCUCAAAAGACAUGAAGAAAAUGGCUCCGACCGCGAGAGGCCUGACCACUUCAUUCCUAUUUCUCCCAGGAAUGGUACCACAAAGCAUCCUGGUGCUGUCAAGCAGAAACACGGAUGGCCAGACUGGGACAUGUGCCAUGUGGAUGCACACACGUAGUAGAUCAGAAGUAGAUGUCAGAAUGGUCGGGCUUUUUUUGUUUGUUUUGUUUGUGCCGGAGUUUGGAACCAGGUUCCACCACGAAUUAGCGAUCAUUCUGAGAGUGUGGUAGCUAGGGACUCUAUGGAGAUGUCCCCUGACCUCCCAGUUCCCAUCUGUAACCAGGGUUUUAUGCGCGGAGCUUGUAAAAAGCAUGCCAUUCUCUGGCUGUUUGCCUUUGACAUCAAUAACCUUGUAUGUGAACCCUUAGAAAUGUCCCUCAUACACAGUGACUGAUUCAGGGGAUGUUGUUUAUCUAGGGUGGUCUGACUGAGUGUGGGUGUGGUCUGUGUUUGUGUAGAGAAUGUAUUUUUACCAUCUCCCCUUUCUGGGUCUAAUAGGCCCACACAGACCUGUACCUUUCCCUCACAGAACCGCAGCCUAUUUGAGACCAAAGCCCUGCAAACAAGCACAGGCUGGGCUUGUGGCUAAGGGUGAGUCAUGUCAAAUAAUGAGAAAGUGCCCAGUGGGGGCCAGGAGACCUACUUGCAAGCCAAUCUCUGACACUGAGGAUGAAUGUGCCAGUGGGCAGCCAUUCCCCUUUGUCUAGGAAAUGAAAGGGUUGGAUUGAUGAAUCUCUAAAGGCUUUUGUACGCUCCCAGGACAGGAAAAACUGGAAGCCAGAAAGCAACAAGCAAAGCCUUAAAUGUUCAUGAGGUGCUACAUAGUGUGAUCAUUGCAGAAGACAUAAUGCAUGCUUACAAUGAAUUAAUAUUUUGCAUCAUAAUUGAUUUUUAAUGACAGUCACAGAAAAGAAUCUAUACAUGCUUACUUGGGGUUUUUGGUUUUGUUUUUAUAUAGGAUAUCUCUGUGUAGCCCUGACACUUGCUGUGUAGACCAGUUUGGCAUCGAACUCACAGAUCCACCUGCCUCUACCAUGGGAUUAAAGGUAUGCAUUACCACAUGCAGCUACUCAGGUUUUUUUUUUUAAGAUAUAUUUUUUUAUAGAAACCCAUGAACAAAGGCAUUCUUCCCAGUUCAUGUGUCUCCUGGUCCUCACCUCCCUGGAUCCCCCACUGCCACCGCUCACUUCUUUAUAGCUACAAGCCACUGUGCCCCACAAGGAGCCUGCAGAUCAGUCAGACCUCGUGUCUGCUUCCCAGAGAAGGCGACUGCCUUCGUGGCAUCCUCUCAACCUUCUUUGCCAGGGUAACUUACUACUCAUUUCGUCUUUUUCAGGUUUAGUAAGUAUCCCUUCAUUAUUAUUGCUAUUAUUAUUGCUGUAAUGCUUUCAAUUUCACAAGUGCCAUAUAAUAAGAAGACAUUAACCACCCACCUUUCACAUGCCUGCCAAACUGGAACUGAUGCUGGGUGGCAUUUCUGAACAAAUGUUUUUCUUCUUUUUUAUCUCCAGUGAAGACUUUGAUAAGUAUUCUGAGAAUAUCAAUUUAUGUUCCUGAGAGAGCACGGCACGAUGUUCCAGGCAACCUGGAGCUCGGCAGGCCUUUUGCUGUUGUUUUGUUUUGUUUUUGUUUUUACGCAGAACUAAAUGUUAGGUACUGAGUAAUUAUAAGUGUUAAAAUGAGCAAGAAAUGGUUAUCAAAAUAACUAAGGAUAACAAAGGCAGAGGUGUGGACCUUAUGGUUCUGUGUUAAUGCACACAUACAUAGCUUUAGAUAUACACAUCAACGAUUCGGAGAAACUCUGCCACAUGCCAGCAAGUUGUCCUGAGUACUCUGUGCCACCCACCUGGGAGCUGCUGUAGAAGGAUGUGAGCUAUGCCUGAACAAACAAUUCUCCACGACCUAAAGAAAAAGUAUAGUGCAUUGCCAGGUGUGGUGGUGCAUGCCUUUAGUCCUAGCACUCGGGAGGCAGAGGCAGGCAGAUCAUAGUGAGUUCAAGGCCAGUUUGAUCUAUCUAUAGAGCAAGUUCCAGAAAAAUGGUUACACAAAGAAACUCUGUCUUGAAAAACUAAAUGAAAAGAAGGGAGGGAGGAAGAAAGGAAGAAAGGAAGGAUAGUUUAUCUCACUUCUAAGCAUCCUAGAAGAUGUGUCGGCUUAAUGAGGUCACUCAAGACCUAGGUUCUUUCCUGCAGUGGAAUCUUAUAUGGCCUUGAAAAAUAGUAAAAUUCUGACAUAUGCUAAAACAUAAAUGAACAUUAUAUUUAAAAAGAAAAUACCAUAUGCUUUCACAUAUAUGUGAUAAAUUCAUAGAGACGGAGUCAAGGGCUGUAGCGGGAGAAUUAGGACGUUAAGUUUUCAAUAGCUGAAGAGGUUGGUUUGGAGUAAUAGGGAAGUUCUGGUAAAGUCCUUGCUAGGUACAUUGUGAAUGGACCUAACACUAUGAAAAUGAAACUGUACACUUAAAAAUUAUUAAAACAAUACGUUUCUAUAGGUGCAUUUUGCCACAGUAACUUUAAAAUGUAAACAACAGAAUCCAAAAAGUAUAAGCCCAAGGUCUUCCUAUCUUUUAUCUCCGCCAUACUCAGUUUUCCACUUGUGAUUUCCUCUGAAUUGUGUUGUGGCUGCUCCAGGUUGGACCCACAUGUAGACAGAAUAGUAUCCAGCCUACUAAGUCCAGAGGAGUGGUCCACCCAAGGAGGAAAAGUAUUUCAUUACUGCUAUUAAAAAUACUCAGUGAUAUUGAA
Molecule: messenger RNA, 4492 nt
Organism: Myodes glareolus (Bank vole)
Lineage: Eukaryota; Metazoa; Chordata; Mammalia; Rodentia; Cricetidae
Source: RefSeq, a predicted model, not a curated record